Messenger RNA from Lathyrus oleraceus (garden pea), 1038 nucleotides. RefSeq names its product dof zinc finger protein DOF5.4. Bases 152 to 844 code for a protein of 230 amino acids. The transcript has a single exon. Lineage: Eukaryota; Viridiplantae; Streptophyta; Magnoliopsida; Fabales; Fabaceae. Gene Ontology annotation, biological process: regulation of DNA-templated transcription. The record is from RefSeq and is a predicted model, not a curated record. Gene Ontology annotation, molecular function: DNA binding; DNA-binding transcription factor activity.
AGUUUUACCAAACAUAGCCUAUAAGAAUAAGAACAGGCAUGCGAUAUUUGUCUCAUUGCUAUUUUUUCCUUUCAACUAUUCCUCUCAAAGACCCCUCACUACACACGAAUUCCGAGAAAAUCAUACAACAAAUCCCAGAUAUUUUCCCGAAAUGCAAGAAUUUCACUCCAUCGAAGGCGUUAAUCAUCAUCAACAUCUUAAUCAUGCUUUGAAGUGUCCUCGUUGUGAUUCCUUUAACACAAAGUUCUGCUACUACAACAACUACAACCUCUCUCAGCCUCGCCAUUUCUGUAAAAACUGCCGCCGUUACUGGACCAAAGGCGGCGUCCUCCGUAACGUCCCCGUCGGCGGCGGUUCCCGCAAAUCAAAGCACUCCAAAAACUCAAAGGCAGUUUCAUCUUCCUCCAGUACGGCUUCAUCACCACCGGGGGCGGACGAGCACAAGUCCAACAGUGAAAGCUCCACCUUCACCGCCGCCGCCACGGAGGCGAUAUCCAACACUCCGAUAUCUAACGCUACCGUUACUCCAAGAUCAAAAAACGAUGCGUUUUUGUUUGGGAACAAUAUUAUAGAUGCGUCGUCGUUUGGGUUCGGUUUUAAUCAUCAACAUCAACAGCAACACGGGAAUGAUCAGGUACACGUAGCACAGCAACAGAACAGCCAUCAACGGUUGUCGUUGCUCCAUCAGCAGCAGUUAUCAAAUGGAUUUGGAUCGUUGGAUUGGGAAGCUAGUGCGGGUAAUUGUUUGUUUGAUGUUCCUAACACCGUUGAUCAGUCGUAUUGGACACAUUCACAUUGGUCUGAUCAUCAUGUUAAUCACUCUUCUCUUUUUCAUCUUCCAUGAAUAAGCCUUAAUAAACUUCUACUUUUACAUUCUUUUUGUUUUGUAUCAAAUACUUGGUCUUUUGCUUGGAUUUAAUAGACAAAAAGCAUUUUGCAUACAAGAUAUAAUGUAAUCUUUGUUUUUGUGUUGAUUAUGCUUUGAUCUCAAAGGGAUGUUUGCACAACUAAUAUAUAUAUCCUUGUUGCUUUGCCUCA